Molecule: messenger RNA, 1594 nt
Organism: Eurypyga helias (sunbittern)
Lineage: Eukaryota; Metazoa; Chordata; Aves; Eurypygiformes; Eurypygidae
Gene: TRAP1
Product: TNF receptor-associated protein 1
Exons: 10
Biological process (GO): protein folding
Cellular component (GO): mitochondrial inner membrane
Molecular function (GO): ATP hydrolysis activity; protein kinase binding; ATP binding
Source: RefSeq, a predicted model, not a curated record
GCGCUCUGGAUGCUGGACCCCAGGGACAUUGGCGAGUGGCAGCACGAGGAGUUCUAUCGCUUCAUAGCGCAGGCUUACGACAAGCCCCGCUAUGUCCUGCACUACAAGACCGACGCACCCCUCAACAUCCGCAGCAUCUUCUACGUGCCUGAGCAAAAACCAUCCAUGUUUGACAUCAGCAGGGAACUGGGCUCCAGUGUUGCCCUCUACAGCCGCAAGAUUCUUAUCCAAACCAAAGCUGCAGACAUCCUACCCAAAUGGCUGCGCUUUCUUAGAGGUGUUGUGGACAGUGAGGAUAUCCCCCUGAACCUCAGCAGGGAGCUGCUGCAGGAGAGUGCCCUUAUCAGGAAGCUCCGAGAUGUUUUGCAGAAGAGGUUGAUCAAAUUCUUCAUUGACCAAAGCAAGAAGGACCCUGAGAAAUAUGCCAAAUUCUUUGAGGACUACGGGGUAUUCAUGAGAGAGGGCAUUGUCACUAUAGCAGAGCAGGAUGUCAAGGAGGACAUAGCGAAGUUGCUGCGUUAUGAAUCGUCUGCCCUGCCUGCGGGCCAGCUGACCAGCCUGACCGACUACGCCUCCCGCAUGAAGGCAGGGAGCAGAAACAUCUACUACCUGUGUGCGCCCAACCGGCACCUGGCUGAGCACUCCCCAUACUUUGAGGCCAUGAAGAAGAAGGACAUGGAGGUCCUGUUCUGCUAUGAGCAGUUUGAUGAGCUGACACUCUUGCACCUUCGGGAGUUUGACAAGAAGAAGUUGAUCUCGGUGGAGACAGAUAUCGUUGUUGAUCACUACAAGGAAGAGAAGUUUGAGGAGAGCCACCCAGCUGCAGAACGUCUGACAGAGAAAGAGGCUGAGGACCUGAUGGCCUGGAUGAGAAAUGCCUUGGGCUCUCGAGUCACUGGUGUUAAGGUGACUACACGGCUGGACACCCACCCUGCUAUGAUCACUGUGCUUGAGAUGGGGGCUGCCCGCCACUUUCUUCGCAUGCAGCAGCUGGCCAAGACCCAAGAGGAGCGUGCCCAGCUCCUGCAGCCCACCCUGGAGAUCAACACGGGGCAUGCUCUGAUUAAGAAGCUUAACGAGCUGAAGGACAGUCAGCCUGAUCUGGCCCAGCUGUUGCUUGAUCAGAUUUAUGAGAAUGCCAUGAUAGCAGCAGGACUGAAUGAGGAUCCCAGACCAAUGGUGAACCGGCUGAACAAACUCCUCACCAGAAUCCUGGAGAAGAACUGAGCCCCAGAAGAUGGAGGGAUGAACUCUGUGCUGAUAUCCCUUUCCUCACGUGCAGUCACUCUGUCAGCUAUUGCAGCAUCUACUUGCAGGCACUGUGCAGCGAGGGCUUCACAGGGCAGAGGGCCAGGGGGAAGGCAGGGGACUUCCAUCCCUCACUGCACAGGAGGAGCCAGUUGUAAUUCUUAGAUCAUAUGUCAUCAACCUGUUCAAAGUGCGGUGUUCGUAUUGGGAACAAAAUCCAGAGGUUGCUGCUAAAACAGUAUGCACAAAUUUCUGACACAAGCUUAGAGAGCCUUAUUUCAUGCUGUUUCAAGAAAUGGUCUUUUCCAGAACAGCAAGAUUCCCAGUUAGGUCUGUGAAUACACCC